Molecule: messenger RNA, 3871 nt
Organism: Boleophthalmus pectinirostris (great blue-spotted mudskipper)
Lineage: Eukaryota; Metazoa; Chordata; Actinopteri; Gobiiformes; Gobiidae
Product: centriolin-like
Exons: 18
Coding region: 1-2130 (709 amino acids)
Source: RefSeq, a predicted model, not a curated record
AUGGCUUUAGGAGCUAAACUACCUGUCUCUUCAUCCGUCCAGAACGUGAGUAUGGGGUCUGGGGGCGCUCACGACUCUGGUCUGGACCUGCACCUGCUCAGUUCCCCAGAGAGAGCACCCCCCACAGGUGCAACAGGGAACGGUCUCAACAUCCCACAGAUGAAGGAGCACCGCCGUCACCACACGCAGAGAAAUCACAGUGAGGAGGAAACUGGAACUCAUCGUUGUUCUUCUAGUUUUGGUCCAGCAGAGGGCGCUCACACACAGAGGGACCGGCUUCGAUCAGAGACUGAAAAACUCCAAAGGAUUCUCAAAAACACAGACGUGUCACCUGUACAUGUGUUUCUGUUUUGUAGACAUGUUCUGGGCGUGUGUGAGGAGGUGUGGUGUGUGGAGCAGACUCUGAUGAAGCGCAGAGCAGAGCUCCGUCAGGCUCAGAGACUGCUGCAGGAGGCCCACAGCUCUACAGCACAGGCCCGAUGUGAAGCUGAAGAGUGGCAGUGCCGAGCAAAAGACAGUGCCGCCUGUCUGCAGCAGACACAACUACAACUCAAGGACCUUCAGGACGAGAUGAGGACUCUGAGGAAGUCCAGACGAGCCAAAAUCCUAAGUCCAGACAUAGACCAGGUCCGGUCUUCCGACCCUCUGGUUUCACUCAGGAACCAAGAGGAGCAAAUGCAGCAGAGAAUACAGGAGCUGAGGGACCAAGAGACCAGACUCAAGACCAGUCUACAGUUGUUGGUGCAAGAGCAGGAGACACUGUUGUCUCAGAGGAGCUCUUUGGUCUCAACCACAACAGAAGAGGAAAAAGGACUGGAGCAACUUCGGUCUGAGCUGGACUCAAUCCGAACUGAGCUGAAGCAGGUUCUGGACAAGGUGCUCUCAGAACGACAAGAACUGGUCAAUUUGAAAACACUACAGUCCAGAGAGUUCAAGAACCUUCAGAAAACCCAAGUCCAGCUAGACCAGACCCAGACCCAACUGGAUCAGACCCAGGACCUGCUUGACCGCACUACAGAUCUGGCAGGCCAGGUCAAGAUCGAGCUGAACCAGGCCGAAGACCAGCUGGAUCGAACCAAGUCAGAACUUCUCAUGAAACAGGAAGAAGUGAGACAGAAGGAGGAGGAAGUGAUGGAGAAGCAGCGGGAACUGGACCAAUCACAGGCUGCGGUGGACAGGAAGCAGUUGGAGCUUACGGAGCUGCAACAGGAAGUGGAGAUGCGGAGGAUGGAGGCAGAGUCAUGUCUUAAAGAGACAGAACGGCAGACGAGAGAGCUACAGGAGGUGAAGGAGGAGGUGGAGCAGAGAAAAGAGCAGAGUGGCAGUCUGCAGCGGCAGUGUCGCCACCUGGAGGACAGACUCAGACAUGCACACAGGUGUCUGUCUGCAGUGGAGGCAGAGCUUCAGAAACUCAAAGAGGAGCAGAGCCAAUCAGUGCUCACUCAACAGGAAGUGAUGCAGGAGACAGCUGCCAAUCAGGAGAAGCUUAAUGAGAGCUCUGAGCUGCUGAGUUUCCUCGGGGAGAAAGUGGAGGAGAGGAAAGUCCAACUCCGAACUGUGGAACAGGAGCUGUUAGCGCUCAGAGAGAAGCAUAGAGAGCAGCACAAUGAGCUGCAGGAGCUGGAGCUCAGAGCACAGGCUUCAGCUGCAGUGACAGAGAGCGAGGACAGGGGGCGCCAUGUGACCCAGGAUCACCUGCACAAACUCGAUGAUGAGCUGUGGGAGCGAGAGAGAAACCUGCUGCAGAGAGAGGCGGAGAUUAGACACAAGGAAGAGGAGCUUCACCAGAAAGAGCUUACACUGGGAGAGAUGGACCUACUGCCAAAAGAGGAGGAGCUGCCAAGUGCAUUGGUCAAUUCGGAUGAAGAAUCCAGCGAAGAGUUCUACCUGUCCACAGCCGGUCUCAGAUCAGCCUCCAGCCCAGAGGAGGAGAGGUGGAGAAUGGAGCUGGAAACAGACAAACUUGAGCUCAAACAAGACUCACUGAAAGCCAGACUUCGCUGCUCCUUACAAACCCAGGACCAGAGCCUUCAGGAGAGAGGUCUGGAGACGGAGCAGAGCCUGAGGGGACUGAGGCACAGGGUGGACAGUCUGGAUUCUCUGCUGCUCAGGGCUAAAAUACACAAAUAACACUCACUAUGUAACGGUUUUAUAUAGAACCAGGGAGCACCGUGGCAUAGUUCCUCCAUAGUGAAAAGGUUCCCAAUUCAGUCCUCAGCUUAUUCUACACUGUUUGUAUGUUCUCCCCUUGUCAUGAUUCAUACAAAGCGCUCGGUGAAGUGUCUUGCCCAUGGACAGCAGUAAUUGGGUUGGAUGUGAACUAUUAAAUUUGAGGUUAGUUGACUAGUGUACAAUGGAAGAACCAAUGUUGUAUUGUCAGAUGCAGAAAAGCUAUGUCUUUAUGGGGAUAAUAGUGAACAUUACAUAAAAGAAACACUGCAGUAUUGCUUUAAUAAUUCAAAUAUUUAUUAUGUUUUUCAUACAAAGCAAAAACAGGAUAAAACAAAAAAUAACAAAAAGAGCAUAGCCGAACUUUCCAUAUGUUUACUGUAAGAGUGUUAAGCCUUCUUCUGAAAUAAACCAUGCACAUGUCACCAGUCCCCACACCCUGAGGGACUUCAGAAGGUCAGGACUGCAGUGUUCGCAUCUAUAAAACUGUUCAUUGUCAUUAACAUUUUAUUAUAUUUUUAUGUAUUCAUGAUCUGUUACGGCUUCUAAAAGUAUAUUCUAGCAGAUUAAAGAGUUACAACAUUCUAAAUAAGCACAAUUUGAAAACUGAAGUAAGGCAUAGUCAGAAUUCUCUGGUAGAAGUUGCCUUUAAACUGUAUGUGUUGUGUCCUGGUUUAUGGUUAAUACCUCUUUGAUUACUGGGUCAAAGAACCUGGUAAAACUGCAAAAAUAUCAAAUUUUGAUGUGAGCACAAAUGACUAAAAGAAUUUAGUCACUACAGCUUCUAAAGCAUGGGUGUCAAACUCAUUUUGGUCCAGGGGCCGUAUCCAAUCUACUUUGAUCCCAAAGGGGCUGGAAAGGAAAAAAAAUGGCAUAUAUACCCCAAAAAUAGCAAUAAGUUCAAAUAUUUGUGUAGAGAAACACAAAUCUAUUACAGAAAUCUUUUUAAUUGAUUAACUCUUUCUUUUACAAAAUAUUAUAAUAUUAUGAACAACCUGAAAUUUUAAGAAAAAAACAUCGUGUUGAAAUUGCAUUUAACAUUAACUUGUAUGCAAAUUGGAAUAAGUCCGUUUUUCUUGGAAAAUCCUGCACUCGGCUCCACUUUUCUCGUUUUUGACAUUUUUCUGAUGAGGGUGUCACGGUCAACAGUCAAAACGAUCGUCCUUUAAGAGGGUUUGGAAAGAGGCAAGUCUUCAUUUGUGCUGCUCUGGAGGGAGGGGCCACGUACAGAGACGCUGGAGACGCUGCUCUGCUAAGCACCGCAGAAAAUUAACAAUAUUUUAAUAGAAAAUAUAAUUAAAAUAUUUCAGUAGAAAAUCAACCAAGGGCCAGAUUAAAGGUCUUGGAGGGCCAGAUCUGGCCCCCGGGCCGUAUGUUUGACACCCCUGUUUUAAAGUAAAGAGAUUAUUCACUCACAGUGUGAUUGGACAGAAGGGCUGUUUUGGAAUAUUGGAAUACUGAAAUGAAUCUGUUAUAUGAACUAUCACAAUUAUUAAGUAAAUAUACUACGUAAUAGACUACAACUCUUUAACUAAUGCAUUUGAUUUUUUCCUCAAUUUGUGCAGCCUUCUCAGAGCCUCUCUCACUGUUCUCUGAAAGAACGUUAUCAUGAGACAAUCACUGUUACUGUAUUGCACUUUUGUGGAAAGGAAAAAUUUUAUAUUUUUACAACUUUUUAAUAAAACAGUAUCUUUUCACCUAG